CCGGGCCGCUGGGGCCCCGCGCUCGGGGUUCUGCGGGCCUUGCCGGCUCGCCCUUUAUGUAAAUAGUGGCGGCUCCGCCUCCUGCUCGCCGCGCUGGAGGUGAGCAGGAAGGAGACGGCCGCCCAGCAACCCGUGGGCCGGCGGCGGAGUGAGCAGAGCCAGCGGCUGGCGCCGAGGGAGUCGGAGGCCUCGGCGGGGGCCGGCCUGGGGUUCCAGAGGGCUGGAUACAAAGCAAGAUGAGGCGGUUUCUGAGGCCCGGACACGACCCUGCGCGGGAGAGACUUAAGCGGGACCUCUUCCAGUUUAACAAGACAGUGGAGCAUGGCUUCCCGCACCAGCCCAGCGCCCUCGGCUACAGCCCCUCUCUGCGCAUCCUGGCCAUCGGCACCCGCUCCGGAGCUGUCAAGCUCUAUGGUGCCCCAGGGGUGGAGUUCAUGGGGCUGCACCGGGAGAACAACGCUGUAGUACAGAUCUACUUCCUGCCUGGCCAGUGCCAGCUGAUCACCCUGCUGGAUGACAACAGCCUGCACCUAUGGAGCCUAAAGAUCAAAGGCGGGGUGUCAGAGCUGCAGGAAGAAGAGAGUUUCACGCUGCGUGGCCCCCCAGGGGCUGCCCCCAGUGCUACACAGAUCACCGUGGUCCUACCACAUUCCUCCCGUGAGCUGCUUUACCUGGGCACCGAGAGUGGCACCGUGUUUGUGGUACAAGUGCCAGCCUUCCGCACGCUGGAGGACAAGACUGUCAGCUCGGACGCCGUAUUGCAGCGGUUGCCAGAGGAGGCCCGCCAGCGGCGCGUGUUUGAAAUGGUGGAGGCUCUGCAGGAACAUCCUCGGGAUCCCAACCAGGUCCUCAUUGGCUACAGCCGGGGCCUUACCGUCGUCUGGGACCUGCGGGGCAGCCGCGUGCUCUGCUAUUUCCUCAGCAGCCAGCAAUUGGAGAACGUCUGCUGGCAGCGGGAUGGCCGUCUGAUUGUCAGCUGCCAUUCGGACGGCAGUUAUUGCCAGUGGCCCGUAUCCACUGACACCCAGCGACUGGAGCCCUUGCGCAGCUGCGAGCCUUACGGUCCCUUUCCUUGCAAAGCUAUUACCAAAAUCUUCUGGCUGACCACCAAGCAGGGGUUGCCCUUCACCAUCUUCCAGGGCGGCAUGCCUCGGGCCAGCUAUGGGGACCGCCACUGCAUCUCGGUGGUUCACAACGGCCAGCAGACAGCCUUUGACUUCACUUCCCGGGUCAUCGACUUUACUGUCCUCACCGAGGUGGACCCUGCAGCGGCCUUUGAUGACCCCUAUGCCCUGGUGGUGCUGGCCGAGGAGGAGCUGGUGGUGAUUGACCUACAGACAGCAGGUUGGCCGCCAGUGCAGCCGCCCUACCUGGCAUCCCUGCACUGCUCCGCCAUCACCUGCUCCCACCACGUCUCCAACAUCCCUCUGAAGCUGUGGGAGAGGAUCAUUGCUGCUGGCAGCCGGCAGAACACGCACUCCUCCACCAUGGAGUGGCCCAUUAAUGGUGGCACCAGCCUGGCCCCUGCCCCACCCCAGAGGGACCUGCUGCUCACAGGGCAUGAGGACGGCACCGUGCGGUUCUGGGACGCCUCAGGCGUCUGCUUGCGGCUGCUCUACAAACUCAGCACGGUCCAGGUGUUCAUCACCGACACAGACCCCAACGAGAAUCUCAAUGCCCAGGGUGAGGACGAGUGGCCCCCGCUCCGCAAGGUGGGCUCCUUUGACCCUUACAGUGACGACCCUCGGCUGGGCAUCCAGAAGAUUUUCCUCUGCAAAUACAGUGGCUACCUGGCUGUGGCAGGCACGGCAGGGCAGGUGCUGGUGCUGGAGCUGAAUGACGAGGAGGCGGAGCAUGGCGUGGAGCAGGUGGAGGCCGACCUGCUGCAGGACCAGGAGGGCUACCGCUGGAAAGGGCACGAGCGCCUGUGCGCCCGCCCAGGACCUGUGUGUUUCGAGCCCGGCUUCCAGCCCUUUGUGUUGGUGCAGUGCCAGCCCCCGGCUGUGGUCACGUCCUUGGCUCUGCACUCUGAGUGGCGGCUCGUGGCCUUCGGCACCAGCCACGGCUUUGGCCUCUUUGACCACCAGCAGCGGCGGCAGGUCUUUGUCAAGUGCACGCUGCACCCCAGCGACCAGCUAGCCUUAGAGGGCCCACUGUCCCGAGUGAAGUCUCUAAAGAAGUCCCUGCGCCAGUCCUUCCGCCGGAUGCGUCGCAGCCGGGUGUCCAGCCGGAAGCAGCGGCCAGCUGGCCACCCGGGAGAGAUGCAGGAGGGGCGUGCCCGGGCAGAGCGGACAGGCCUGCAGAACAUGGAGCUGGCGCCCGUGCAACGGAAGAUCGAGGCCCGCUCGGCGGAGGACUCCUUCACGGGCUUCGUCCGGACUCUCUACUUCGCUGACACCUACCUGAGGGACAGCUCCCGCCACUGCCCCUCGCUGUGGGCUGGCACCAAUGGGGGUACCGUCUAUGCCUUUGCCCUGCGUGUGCCCCCUGCCGAACGGAGAAUGGACGAACCGGUGCGGGCCGAGCAGACCAAGGAGAUCCAGCUGAUGCACCGAGCACCCGUGGUGGGCAUCCUGGUGCUGGAUGGACACAGCGUGCCCCUUCCCGAGCCCCUGGAAGUCGCACAUGACCUGUCAAAGAGCCCAGACAUGCAGGGCAGCCACCAGCUGCUCGUUGUGUCAGAGGAGCAGUUCAAGGUGUUCACGCUGCCCAAGGUGAGUGCCAAGCUGAAGCUGAAGUUGACCGCCCUGGAGGGCUCACGGGUCCGGCGGGUCAGCGUAGCCCACUUCGGCAGCUGUCGAGCUGAGGACUACGGGGAGCAUCACCUGGCCGUCCUCACCAACCUGGGCGACAUCCAGGUUGUUUCGCUGCCCCUACUCAAGCCCCAGGUGCGUUACAGCUGUAUCCGCCGUGAGGACGUCAGCGGCAUCGCCUCCUGCGUCUUCACCAAAUACGGCCAAGGGUUCUACCUGAUCUCACCCUCGGAGUUUGAACGUUUCUCUCUCUCCACCAAAUGGCUGGUGGAGCCCCGGUGUCUGGUGGAUUCAACAGAAACUAAGAACCACAGCCGCCCCCGCAAUGGAUCAGGCCCUGAGAAGGCCUUGGGCCGAGCCAGGAACUCAGGGAGCCAGAGUGAUGGAGAGGACAGGAGGCCUGGCCCCGUGAUGGAGCACGCUCUGCUCAAUGACGAGAGGGUCCUGAAGGAAAUCCAGAGCACGCUGGAGGGAGACCGAGGGAGCUAUGGCAAUUGGCGAUCUCAGCAAGUGGUCAUGAGGUACAGCCUCAGCAAUGGGGGAGGAUGCAGCUGAGUUGCUGUCACUCUACCUCAUUCCGCAGCAGAGUGAGCGGGCCACACGUCCAGGCUGCGCGAUGAAUACACUACUGGAGGGCUCUUCCUCGGGGCCCCGGCCCACCUGGAAGGGCCCCUGCCCUGGGCUGGGCUAGGGGCUGGCGGCACCCCAGCUUCCACCCCACUGCUGCUCCUGGCCUGGGGAGAGGAGGGACCCAGGCCGUGGGACUGCCCCUCCCCAGGCCUUGUCUGUCUCCUUCCUUUUGUCAAUGUUGCACAGUUUUUAUUAUUCUCCCCCUUUUUGUAGUGGGCUGAGUUUUAAAUUAUAAAUUUUAACUGCCUCUGGGUGAAAAAGAGUUUUUAAUAAAUAAUAAGGUACCUUAUUACCUCUUCACUGGUUCAACGACUUUAGUUUUGUAACUGUGCAGAAAUGUUCCACGUCAAUGGAAAUGAUCGUUAGCUGGUUCCUUGUCUUUGCCCCGGGGUUCGUCCCCUGGACCAGACUGGUGCUCAGGAGAAUCCGCCCCUUAAGCCAUUUGAAUCAGAGCAAACUGUACCUGGUUGUGUCUGAUCACUACGACACCUUCUGUCUUUGGGAAUAAAUGGCAGGAGUUAACCGUC
Molecule: messenger RNA, 3910 nt
Organism: Rhinolophus ferrumequinum (greater horseshoe bat)
Lineage: Eukaryota; Metazoa; Chordata; Mammalia; Chiroptera; Rhinolophidae
Gene: LLGL2
Product: LLGL scribble cell polarity complex component 2
Exons: 26
Coding region: 237-3308 (1023 amino acids)
Biological process (GO): regulation of protein secretion; cortical actin cytoskeleton organization; establishment of spindle orientation
Cellular component (GO): cortical actin cytoskeleton; plasma membrane; cytoplasm
Molecular function (GO): GTPase activator activity; myosin II binding
Source: RefSeq, a predicted model, not a curated record